This is a messenger RNA of Peromyscus leucopus (white-footed mouse), 3810 nucleotides long. RefSeq lists its product as uncharacterized. Gene Ontology annotation, biological process: DNA integration; virion assembly. Gene Ontology annotation, molecular function: RNA-DNA hybrid ribonuclease activity; nucleic acid binding; zinc ion binding. The record is from RefSeq and is a predicted model, not a curated record. Lineage: Eukaryota; Metazoa; Chordata; Mammalia; Rodentia; Cricetidae.
AUGACCCCGCUCGCUGGGGACUCGGAGGAAGAAAAAGAAACAGUCCAGUCCCCCAUCGUGGGCCGCCUCAGGGGCCGCCGAGCCGGCCCCCCCACUGAGUCCAAAGCUUUCCCGCUUCGGGAAGGACCCAACCAUCAGUUACAAUAUUGGCCCUUUUCUGCCUCAGACCUUUAUAAUUGGAAACAACAUAAUCCCCCUUUCUCCAGGGAUCCUGUUGCCCUGACCGGCCUAAUUGAGUCCAUCCUAGUGACUCACAGGCCGACUUGGGAUGACUGUCAGCAGCUCCUGCAGACCCUCUUAACAGUAGAGGAGAAGCAGAGAGUUUUCCUGGAGGCCCGGAAGCAGGUUCCGGGCGAUGACAGGAGGCCAACCCAACUCCCAAAUAUCAUCGAUGCAGCUUUUCCCUUGACCCGCCCAGACUGGGACUUCAAUACACCUGAAGGUAGGGAGCAUCUACGUCUCUAUCGCCAGUUGCUCUUAGCGGGUCUCCGAGUGGCCGCCAGAAGGCCUACCAAUUUGGUUCAAGUAAGGAACGUGAUACAGGGAAAGGAAGAAACACCCGCUGCAUUUUUAGAGAGGCUGAAGGAGGCUUAUAGGAUGUAUACUCCAUAUGAUCCAGAAGACCCAGGGCAAGCACCAGGUGUCAUCCUGUCAUUUAUCUACCAGUCUAGCUCAGAUAUCCGAACCAAAUUGCAGCGGUUGGAAAGUUUGCAGGCGCUAGGUUUGCCAGAUUUAUUGAAGGAAGCAGAAAAAGUGUUCAAUAAGAGAGAAACUCCUGAGGAGCGUGAGGAAAGGAGAUGGCAGAAACAAGAGGAAAGGGACAAGAAACAGCAUAGGGAAAUGAAAAAGGUUUUGGCCGCCGUUGUGUCUAAGGGACAGCGGAGAGAGGAAGAUAGGUCGGGAGAGCGAAGGAGGCCACCCCUUGAUAAAGAUCAAUGUGCUUACUGUAAGGAGAAGGGACACUGGGCCCGAGACUGCCCCAAGAAGCCACAAGGACUCCACCGACCCAAGCCCAAAACCAGGUAUUACUGGACUGCUGAGAGAAAGGUCCAACUGGCAUCAGGGCAAGUAACUCACUCCUUCCUGCAUAUACCUGAAUGCCCCCAUCCGCUGUUAGGACGGGACCUAUUAACCAAAUUGAAAGCACAAAUCUACUUUGAUGAAGGAGACCCCCUACAAAUCCUUGCCCUCAGUUUAGAGGAAGAAUAUCGUUUGUUUGAGGCAGAACCCCUGGAGAAAUCACCUGAGGAGCUACAGAAUUGGCUGAGAGAGUUUCCUCAGGCCUGGGCAGAGACUGGGGGCUUAGGGCUGGCACGCGAUCAGCCGCCGCUGAUGAUCUCACUAAAGGCCUCCGCGACUCCCGUUUCAAUCAGACAAUACCCAAUGUCACGGGAAGCUCAUGAGGGGAUCAAGCCCCAUAUUCGGAGGCUCCUGGACCAAGGGGUGUUAAAGCCCUGCCAAUCACCUUGGAACACCCCUCUCUUGCCUGUUAAGAAACCGGGGACAGGAGACUACAGGCCGGUCCAGGACUUGAGAGAGGUCAAUAAGCGGGUGGAGGACAUACACCCCACGGUGCCUAAUCCCUGUAACCUUCUGAGCACCCUACCACCGACCCACAUCUGGUACACUGUGCUAGACCUGAAGGAUGCCUUCUUUUGUUUAAAACUGCACCCUCAAAGUCAACUGCUAUUCGCUUUUGAAUGGAGGGACCCAGAAAAAGGGCUCUCGGGACAAUUAACCUGGACCCGGCUCCCUCAGGGCUUCAAGAAUAGCCCAACCCUCUUUGAUGAGGCCCUACAUGCAGAUCUGGCCGGAUUCCGGGUCGAACACCCAACCCUGACUCUGCUCCAGUACGUGGAUGAUCUACUCCUGGCAGCCAGGAGUCGAACCGAGUGCAUGGAGGGCACUCGAGCCUUACUGGCCAGACUUGGGCAGAAGGGCUAUAGAGCCUCAGCCAAAAAGGCCCAAAUAUGCCGAGACAAGGUCACCUACCUAGGCUACACCCUGAGCGGGGGGCAAAGAUGGUUAACAGAAGCAAGGAAGGAGACGAUAAUCUCCAUCCCCCCUCCUCGGAACCCCCGCCAAGUUCGAGAGUUCCUGGGUACGGCUGGGUACUGCCGCCUUUGGAUUCCUGGCUUUGCCGAACUGGCAGCCCCAUUAUACCCCCUCACUAAACCAGGGACCAUGUUCCAAUGGGGGGAGAAGCAUCAAAAAGCGUUCCAACAGAUCAAGAAGGCCUUACUCGAGGCCCCGGCUCUGGGUCUGCCAGCUCUAACCAAGCCCUUUGAGCUGUUUGUGGAUGAGAACUCAGGUCUUGCCAAAGGGGUACUGGUGCAAAGACUGGGACCUUGGAGGAGACCUGUAGCGUACUUGUCCAAGAAAUUGGACCCGGUGGCUACAGGAUGGCCUCCAUGCCUCCGCAUGGUGGCAGCCAUUGCCGUAUUACUCAAGGAUGCCGGAAAGCUGACUCUGGGACAGCCGUUGACUGUGCUGGCCACCCAUGCAGUGGAGGCCUUGGUCCGACAACCACCGGACAGAUGGCUUUCUAACACCAGAAUGACUUACAUCUAUCAGGCCUUACUACUGGACUCAGACAGGGUAAAUUUUGGGCCGAUAGUUUCCCUUAACCCUGCUACCUUGCUGCCACUGCCUAGCUCCUCCGAGGAGCAUGACUGUCUCUAGAUUCUAGCCGAAGCACAUGGCACCCGCCCCGAUCUGACAGAUCAGCCGCUUAAGGAUCCAGACGCUGUCUGGUACACCGACGGGAGCAGUUUCCUGGAGGAGGGGGAACGCAGAGCCGGGGCGGCUAUAACCACCGAAUCGGAAGUGGUAUGUGCAUCGUCACUCCCGCCCAGGACAUCGGCCCAAGCUCUCCGGAUGGCAGAAGGUAAGAAGCUCACAGUUUAUACUGACAGCAGAUAUGCCUUCGCCACUGCGCAUGUCCACGGGGAAAUCUACAGACGGAGAGGCCUGCUGACGUCCGCGGGUAAGGAAAUCAAAAACAAAAAAGAGAUCCUAGACCUCCUAAAGGCCCUGUUCCUCCCGCUCCAACUCAGUAUUGUCCACUGCCCAGGGCAUCAAAAGGAUGACUCUGCGGUAGCCAGAGGGAAUCGGCUGGCAGAUCUGACUGCCCGAACAGCGGCUUCCCAGCCAGCAGGAAACAGCCAGAUGAUGGCUAUACAAGAACCACAGCCUGAGAGAGACCCCGUGCCCUAUAGCCCAGAAGACCAUGAGCUAGCAAAGAAAAUGGGGGCGGACUGGGAACAAAGAAGACAGGCAUAUAUACUAGGGGACCGGAUGGUCAUGCCAACCUCCCAUACCCGAUAUAUGCUGAGAUUCCUCCAUGCAUUGACCCAUUUGAGCAAAAACAAGAUGAAGACCCUAUUAGACAGAGAAAACACCGGGGCAGUGCUGCUGAACCAGGAUCAGGUACUCCAGCAGGUAACUUCUACCUGCCCAGCCUGUGCUCAAGUCAAUGCAGGAAAGGUUCAUCUAAACAAGGGGGCCCGCCAAAGAGGCCAUCGUCCUGGUGUUCAUUGGGAAAUAGACUUUACAGAAGUAAAACCCGGACUCUACGGGUACCGGUACCUCCUGGUCUUCGUGGACACCUUUUCUGGAUGGAUCGAGGCAUUUCCAACCAAGAAUGAGACGGCUAACGUGGUAACAAAGAAACUGUUGGAAGAAGUCUUCCCCAGGUAUGGGAUGCCUCAAAUAUUGGGGUCGGAUAACGGGCCUGCCUUCGUCUCUCAGGUAAGUCAGAAGGUGGCCAAACUAUUGGGGGUUGAUUGGAAACUCCAUUGUGCAUACCGC